Molecule: messenger RNA, 1486 nt
Organism: Myotis myotis
Lineage: Eukaryota; Metazoa; Chordata; Mammalia; Chiroptera; Vespertilionidae
Gene: ABHD17C
Product: abhydrolase domain containing 17C, depalmitoylase
Exons: 3
Coding region: 68-1078 (336 amino acids)
Biological process (GO): protein depalmitoylation
Cellular component (GO): endosome membrane; plasma membrane
Molecular function (GO): palmitoyl-(protein) hydrolase activity
Source: RefSeq, a predicted model, not a curated record
CGCCCGCGCGCCCGGCCUCGCUCCUGCCCGCCUGCCCGGCCGGCGGGGGGGUGGACCAGCCGCCCCGAUGCCCGAGCCCGGCCCCAGGAUGAACGGCUUCUCGCUGGGCGAGCUGUGCUGGCUCUUCUGCUGCCCGCCCUGCCCGAGCCGCAUCGCCGCCAAGCUGGCCUUCCUGCCGCCGGAGCCCACCUACACGGUGCUGGCGCCCGAGCAGCGCGGCCCGGUCCCGGCCGCCUCGGCCGCCCCGCUCCCGGCCGCCCCGGCCGCCCCGGCGCCCCCGAUCCCGGCCGCCCCGGCCCCCGCGGCCACCCCGGGGCCGGCGGCGGCGGAGGAGGGCGCGGGCGCGUGCUCCUUGCACCUGAGCGAGCGCGCCGACUGGCAGUACUCGCAGCGCGAGCUGGACGCCGUCGAGGUCUUCUUCUCGCGCACGGCCCGCGACAACCGGCUGGGCUGCAUGUUCGUGCGCUGCGCGCCCGCCGGCCGCUACACGCUGCUCUUCUCGCACGGCAACGCCGUGGACCUGGGCCAGAUGUGCAGCUUCUACCUCGGCCUGGGCUCGCGCAUCAACUGCAACAUCUUCUCCUACGACUACUCGGGCUACGGCGUCAGCUCGGGCCGGCCCUCGGAGCAGAACCUCUACGCCGACAUCGACGCCGCCUGGCAGGCGCUGCGCACCCGGUACGGCGUGAGCCCCGAGAACAUCGUCCUGUACGGGCAGAGCAUCGGCACCGUGCCCACCGUGGACCUGGCCUCCCGGCACGCGUGCGCCGCCGUCAUCCUGCACUCGCCGCUCAUGUCCGGCCUGCGCGUGGCCUUUCCCGACACCCGGAAGACGUACUGCUUCGACGUGUUCCCCAGCAUCGACAAGAUUUCCAAGGUCACCUCCCCGGUGCUGGUCAUUCACGGGACGGAGGACGAGGUCAUCGACUUCUCGCACGGCCUGGCCAUGUACGAGCGCUGCCCGCGGGCCGUGGAGCCCCUGUGGGUGGAGGGCGCCGGCCACAAUGACAUAGAGCUUUACGCACAAUACCUGGAAAGACUAAAACAGUUCAUCUCCCACGAACUCCCCAACUCCUGAGGGCGCCCCGGGUUCUUACCUCAGUGACAGCGAACUCCGGGCCCUCUGUUCCCGCACACGCUCUCCCCGGGUGGCGGCCACGGCCACGGCCACGGCCCGGACGCCAGCGUUCUCACUGUUCUCACCCGAGAGCCGGGAGGCCUCGGCCGCGUAGCUAGAGAAUUUCUGCUGAUUCACACCACCUCCGACUCGGACCUGCUGUGGGCUCCCAGCUCCGUGACCUUGUGGGGGGUCGGGAAGGAGGGCUGGGGGGCGGACGACGGGUUCUCGUGCUGUGUGAGGAUCCUCCCAGCUGCGUGGCUUCCUUACCCAUCACUUGGGGUUCAUUUGAGCAGGACCCCCCUCUCCACUCUCCCCCAUGUCCUCCACAUUCACGGGUGAAGCUGUGAUAGAGCAACUGAAACACUG